Sphaerodactylus townsendi is the source of this 2201-nucleotide messenger RNA. It is a transcript of the gene MCHR1, whose product is annotated as melanin concentrating hormone receptor 1. The record is from RefSeq and is a predicted model, not a curated record. The transcript has a single exon. Lineage: Eukaryota; Metazoa; Chordata; Lepidosauria; Squamata; Sphaerodactylidae. Gene Ontology annotation, cellular component: neuron projection; membrane. Gene Ontology annotation, molecular function: melanin-concentrating hormone receptor activity; neuropeptide binding. The coding region runs from base 28 to 1035 and encodes 335 amino acids. Gene Ontology annotation, biological process: neuropeptide signaling pathway.
AGGCCAGCCCCAUAUACCAAUGUGAUCAUGCCUAGCCUGUUUGGCAUCAUCUGUUUCCUUGGCAUAGUUGGGAACCUUAUUGUGAUCUAUACCAUCCUCAAGAAGAAGAAGCUGAGGUGCAAGCAGACAGUGCCUGAUAUCUUCAUCUUCAAUCUCUCCAUUGUGGACCUUCUGUUCCUGUUGGGAAUGCCAUUCCUUAUCCAUCAACUCCUUGGCAAUGGUGCUUGGUAUUUUGGAGCUCCAUUAUGUACCAUCAUCACUGCUCUAGACACCAACAGUCAGAUCACCAGUACUAAUAUCCUGACAGUAAUGACCCUCGACCGCUAUUUGGCAACUGUACAUCCCUUGAAGUCCACUUACGUUCGUACUCCAUGUGUGGCAGCCUUGGUUAUUGGCCUGGUGUGGCUCCUUUCCUUCCUGACCAUCAUCCCUGUAUGGAUGUAUGCAGGGCUGAUGCCUCUGGAGGAUGGGAUGGUCCGCUGUGCUCUUUUGCUUCCUAACCCUGAGACUGAUAUCUAUUGGUUCACCCUUUACCAGUUCAUGUUAGCUUUUGCUAUACCUUUGCUCAUCAUCUGUGUGGUCUACUUUAAAAUUCUGCAGCAUAUGGCUACCACUGUAGUGCCCUUACCCCAAAGGAGUCACCGGGUACGCACCAAGAAGGUCACUCGAAUGGCUGUUGCCAUCUGCUCUGCCUUUUUCAUUUGCUGGGCACCCUUCUAUAUCCUCCAGCUGGUGCAUCUUGGAAUAGACAACCCUUCCGUUGCCUUCUUCUAUGCCUACAACUUUGCCAUUAGCUUGGGCUAUGCCAACAGUUGCCUCAAUCCAUUCCUCUACAUUGCUCUGAGUGAGACCUUCAAGCGCCAGUUCAUGGUGGCCAUCCGUCCAACCAUGGAGCAGUUUCGAGUCAACAAAAAUAACAACAGCACAACAGAAGCCAGUGUGUGCCUCAAGCUUGCAUCAGAAGCUACCCAGCAGACUCAGUUUCUGGAGGACUUUUCUCCUCACUCAGUGCCUGUGACUGUUGCUGUUCACUAGCUGCCAUUCUUUGAGGGUCUAAUAAUUUUGCCAUUACAAGACUUCUUUGCCAUUACAAGACUUUUGCCAUUACAAGACAGAUUUCUUUGAUGGACUGCAAUGGCUACGAGGAAUUAUCAAGGUCAGCCUUACCGGGAGGCAGUGUGAGAUGUCAAUAGAGGCCUAUAAUGCAUGAAUGCUAGGUCAUUGCUUCUGCUGAUACAUAGAAGAGGGAUGUAAGUUAUUGCUGAGAGUACAAGAUAGUUUGCAAAAUCAAACAAUGCAGUUAUCACAGAAACCCAACAAUGAGUCAUAAUGAAGCAGCCUUGCCACUGUUACACAAAUUAUCUCUCAAAUGAGUGAAAGUAUGCACAUGACAUGAUAAAAUGGCCAGCAAUAGCUUCCAGACUUUUGUUGAGCUAAGCAGCCUUUUUAGCAGAUAAACUUGGCACAGAUAUUGCCUCUGUGAUGAAAUUAACAAACCAAGCACAGAAUAAAACAAGUGAAGAUUAUGAAAGAUGACUUCAUUCAUUGUGCCUAUGGCGAUAUGAACCACUAGCAGAUCAAUAUCUCCUGCAAAGUCCAUUAUCUGAAGAUGUGCCAUUCCGUUUGCAAAAAAGAUAAUGUUGCCCUCCAGCAUACAGGAAGAAAAGACAAUAAGAUUGUAGAGACAACAUCAGUAGCUUGUAGAAUCACUCACUGAAUUGCAAGGGCAACAGGCCUCUAAUUAAAAGUCUUGUUAGGAUUUGUUCUGACUUAUAAAUGAACAUUUGAAGAGUAGGGGCUGCCAUUCAAUUCCUGCUGCUUUUGCUGACAUGGAAAUGCCACGAUGGGACAAUGAGCACCUGCUGAUUUCUACUUGUUAUUCAACAAACACUUGCAGAGCCUCUGUCCAUAAAAAAAGUGGCACCUCUACUACUUGCUGUAUAUAUUGAUACAGAAAAUUGCCCUUCAUUCAGCAGGGAUAGCCAAAACUUCAAUAUCAUGGCUCCUGUCCCACUAAGAGUUGUGUAGAAGAGGGCAGAUUAACUGACACAGGUUGUCACAUCACAAUGACUGCAGAGGCUUGGAAAGAUAUACCUGACAAAAUGUCCUUAUUUACAAGCAACAGUGUAUUAAAGAGUAAAAUGUCUACAACAGCACAAAUGAGUGAUUAAUGAAAGAGGCCCAUAGCCUAACAGCUAUGG